GGGAGCGGAAAGAAGAGAGGUUCUGGUAGCGUAGGAGAUUGACUGCGGCGGCGGAAUUCCGGAAGUGUGUGUAUAUAAACCAAGUGGUCAGCAAGCGACAGGCUGCUUAAUUUCUCUUGGUAAUAUUUUACACAUCAUGCAGGGAAAUCUCCAGGUCACUACGCAUUUCAACCGUCUUUUUGCCCCCUAAACUCAAUUCACCCCAACCUUUACGUAUCAAUGAAGAUGGAACAAGAGGACAGCCGGCAGUUUUUGAACGCUCUCAUCAAGCGGAGGUCCGAUGUCACACUGCAGCGCACUGUGUACAGAAAAGCGGCCUGGUGGGAUAAUACCUACACUAUUCCAACUUCGCCCCAGUUGCAUAUAAGCGCGCUCUUGUAAAAACUCUUCUACAGGGCCGGGCGUAUUUACAGUCUUCACGAACCGUUGCUUGCGGUCCAUCGCCUGUGUGUGUUGGCUGAACCACAUAACCAACGUUGAGGUCAGACAACGUGUCUUGACUGGCGACAGCCACUUUCUCGCGGCGCUUGUCUCGCUGCACCAACUACGAGGGCUCGGAUACGUACUUUGUAUACCCGUUCAACGUCUUCCGCGGUGUGCCUUGUUUGCGGUCGCUGAACAGGCUUGGAAGAGGCGACGUGGUGGACAGCCUACAACUUAGAGAAACAGGAUGAAAAAGUUUACAAAAUCACUAACCACGGUUGGUUCCUCCCGACUCCCUGGAUGGUGUCCCAAAGAUGCUGAGUGCCAUUGGUUGGAUACCAUGGAAGUCAUGGCUGGAAAUCGAACUCAGUGGCGGGCGUGUAUCUCUGCUUGUUGCGGUAAUUCCCCUUGCUUCCUCCAGUAAAAGACGUCAAAAAAUCCAACAACUAACUACGCCCGUCAGUCUGAGGCGGAUGGACACAACUCUCACGUGAUCUCGGUUGAAAAGCUGAACAGUUCCCGUCGUGCAGCGGCUGCAUCCAAGAAACGGUCGAAAAUUCGUCACAAGCACGGCAUGGUCUCAAAUACGAAUGUCAACUCCCCGUCUGCAGAAGAGGGCCAGCAUGAGACUAGCUGUGGCAUUCUGUCUAGCUUUGUCGAAUGUCCGCCGGUGUCUUGUUCGCCUAAAAUGAGUUGUGAUGAUCGGGUACCAAAAAUCGACUCCCCUCAUCCGGUUUCCUCAUCAAAACUCAGUUCGCCCCAAGUGUAUACCGACGAGUCGAAUGAAUACUUUGGUCUAGCCUGCUCCUCCAGUCGUGAUGAUCUCUGUUUUCGACCCUCAUCUUCCCCUUCUGUAAGCGCUUUGAUGGAUGACACUGCUGCACAGCCAUCCUCCACUCGUGAUGAGACAUUAUUUACCAGCACCAUGCUGAGCAGUGCCUUAAAUUGCCAUCUGGCUCCGUUGGCUACCACUUGGGAUCACAGUCCUGCGAUGCAUUCUUGCACUUCCACUGUCGCAAACGGUCACUGGACGCCCACAACUAUGACGGAUCAAGAGGCCUCCUCGAUGUCAGUCACGACAACAUUUUCUCGAAAUGAACCACCUGGUUUGGAACUUGGCCAUUUACUGACAUCCCACCCAUCCUCUCUUCCUGUGAACAAGUCUAACCCAUGUCAUCAAUUCAGUGUGGCAGCCUUGACAGAUGAACUAACUACAAACACCAGUGCAUCGUCCCGGAUUCCCCAUUCUCCUUUCGGAGCAAAAUGUGUCAAGCCCCCCAAUCGAGUACAGAGACGAUCCAGCGCCAAACGGGUCCCAAUUCAGCGCGCUACAUCUGGACAGCUUCCCAGUCGGGAGACUGGCUUUCCUCCACAUUCCAGAACGCAUCCAUCCUCAUCUAUUUAUAGCGGUCCUAUCUCGGGGUUUCCGGUUUCUGUUGUCCCCGCCACCAGCUUUCACGCGCAACCCACCGUGUCUCAUCUGGAUGGUAGGCGUCCACAUUUGAAAUCAGAUCCCAAUUCGGGCAGACCACCAUCCUUAGGGAGUCGAACAUCCUCCGUUCGUUCUCCACCCUUAACUCAUCCUCAACGCCACCCUCAUACAUCUUCCUCCUCCUCCUCCCCAAAAGCAUCUGGAGCUCGGAGUUGGAAUUCACCCGCGGUCUCUCUUCCCCACUUGACAGAUGGUGUACAGUCCCCAGAUCCACGUGUUCUGCAACAUCUUAUGGGUAUUGAUGAAGCGACUGCAGAACGUUUGUUGGCCAACGCCCGCUUCAAUAAUUUAUACUCCCUCACUUUGGCCACAUUGGCUGGCAACGGUGCGGGCGGGAGCGACGCACGGAAGCAUCUGCUGCAUAAUGGUUCCACGGACAUUCUGAAGGAGGGGGGUAUUCGUAGCAACGGUGCAAUUCCCUCGGCAAACACGUAUGUGUCGUCGACGUCUAGCCCAUUAGCCACCAAGAUGUCCACCUCGACCUCUGUGCCGAAUCGUAUCACGAGGAGUUCUGCAUCCGAUGAUCGUUGUCACGAAACACCUGUGAUAAAUUUUGACACUCCCUGUGAUCUUAAUCUUGCUCUUACACAAGCCCUGUUGCACAACGCCUACAAUGACCGAGAGUUGGUGAGCAGGUUGCCUGUCCCAAACGGUACCGCCAGUAGGAAGAUGCCCUUGUUACAACCUCCAUCCAGAGAUGCGUCGCCUGCUCGUUCGUUCUCCUCUAUACCUCAUUCUGCUCCACUUCUAACCCAUGGGUGUUUACCACCUCCUCCUCCGUUGAUCGCAGGAUGUGCGCAGCCUGAUGGGCCCGACCUUCACGGGUUUCCUCGAACCUCACUAUCCUCUGAGGUACUCCAUCGACCUCGCCUUUCAUCCUUGUACAGUGCAGGGCAGCACCCAAAUCCUGGUUUCUCGUAUUCGCCCAUGACUUCUUUACCCCUGCCGGCUCCCAACGCACAUCUUUCUGAAUUAGCGAGUCAUACAAAUCAGAAGCAGUGGGAAGCCUAUUUUCGGGAGAAGAUGCUCAGUAUGGCUGUCUCAGGCGAUUCACCCAUGGGAAUGGGACCGCCUAAUCUAUCACUCUCUUCUUCGGUCAAGGGGACUACGAUGUCUUCUAAAGUGCCUCUUACAACAGUCACCUCAUCCAGUGAAUUGUCACAAUCAAGAGCUUUGUUCGAAGCUAGUACAACUCGAACUCCUCUCAAUCCACCUUCCCCAUAUCACGUGAACUCCCCGCACUCAGGCCCACUUGCUCGACCUCUUGCGUGGUUCGGUUCGACAAAGGGCGUACCGGAACAGACAAAGCGUCAGUUGUCCAACUUGCUUCGUCAACCGGCGCACACGUGCGGUCGGUGGGCUGAUGCCCAUGUUCGUAUCGCACGUUACAUCGAGCAACAACAACUCCUGCUGGGAUCACGAACCCCUUGCGAUGGGUUCAUCACCGUUGGAUCGACCAGUUCAUCAUCCAGCUCCUCCCGAUGUCCCAUUCGUCCGGUUCCAUGCCCGAUUCCACCACUUUUACCACGACCUUCAGGACCCAUCAGCUUUCCAACCCUUCCGGUAUCCAUAUCGUCUUCGCAGCUGUCUAAUCCAAUCGCCUCCGUGAGGCCUCCGCUGAAUACGCAUCCCUCCCUGGAUACACGGAUUCAGCAACCUCACACAUCGGUACCAGCAAACUUCGUGUCUGAUGGACCUAUCGAUAGUAAUGCGUUCCUCAGCCGUCUGUUCAAUGGUAUGUUGUCAAACAUGCCAGUAGAUUGGACUAGCAAUGGCCAUUUCUUCUCCAAAGAAAUGUCCGAGAUGCUUUGGGCUUCAGCUCUUCAGAAAUUUUAUGGCCACCCGGUUGUUCCACAAGUGCUGAGCCAGUCUAGACCUCCUUGGGUAACCAGUGGAUCGCCAUCGUCUGUCCUGGAUCUGACCCACUCUGCCAGAGAUCCUUUGAGCACAUUUUUUGUCCCUGGUGUUCGACCUCGCGCACCAGAUCCUCCUGGAUUGUUUACUCCAUCAUGUGCUUCCAUACCGGCCUCUUCAUACCAUGGUCCCCUUACGACGCUCACCAGUUCACAGUCUGGUGCUAACACAAAACGUCGUCGACUGGACGUUCCACCUAUACUCCAGACUCCGCUGUCCCAUCCGCCUCAUUUUGACCUAUCUCUUGUGUCAUCGUCGCUUUCUCUUCAUCCACGAACGUCCCGUCCUCUGGAUGUAUUGACUCCGGCAGUUCAGAAACAUGCCAAUCAACCUAACGGUUACCAUGCGCCUGCUUUAUCCGAUCCUUGGAACCCAACGAACCAAUUCGCAAGAAUGGAUGCAAACUAUUCUAACUGUGCCGAAAACAGCUUAAAAUUGCCAGCUCCUCCCUCACAUCUUGCUCCCAUCCAUCCUUGGUAGAAUUUCAUUGGUCUCGCACGGCACAUUGUGUAUUCACUUUCCUCGGCUCUGACAGUCCACUUGAAGUGGUGUGUACUCUUUCUGUAAAGAUUCUUGUGUAACAUUCCUCGCCUACUUGGACCCUCGAAUUUCUUAUUCUUUUCUCUGUGGGUCUCUAUCCUCCUUGUCGCCUUGUUGAUUUUCAUAUAAGAUCUCCCACUUUUUCUUAACACAUUUUUACUAUUCACCUUUUCUAAAUGCCGUGCCGUUGUCGUUCAUGAAAGUGCCAUUUUCUAUCGUUUACACUCCAGCUGAGCCAUCACUGUGCCUAAAUGUGUGUCGAUGACGCAGCCAUUUUUUCCUUUCAUAACGAUUAUGUGAUAUCAAUUAUACAGCUCCCUGUGUACAUCCACACACUAAUAGUCAAGCCAGGCUAGCUCGGAUAAUUCGCACUCCGUUUGUCGGACACAUUUCCCCUCCAAUUUUACCUCUCCUGGAUUUGUUUGAAUAUGUUGAUCUUUUCCAGCACCCCUUCCUUCCCCAUCUUUGCUGAGAUCUGCUACCAUCAUGUUUCUCCUUUUCCUCUCAUGUUCCAUUUGUAUUGCUCUUGUUUUACGUUGCGUUUCGCUGCCAAUGAUGUUCAAAAGAGGUGGUCCCAUGCGGUGCCGCUCAGUUCAUCCUUUGUUCUCUUGUCCACUGUACACACAUUCUGGUUCCUGUUACGUUUUACAAUCGUGUAUAAAGUAAAUUCCUUUCUACACUCUCGAUCUUCUUCUCUUUCACGUGUACUUUUCCUUUGGAAUUCCCACGGACUCUGGUGUUUAUGUUGGCUAUCAUUAAACUGGUGUGAGGACACCGGUGUAUGUUUACCUUUUCCUACUUUCGUUUUGUUUCCUCCUCACAUAAAUUUGCAACGCGUGCGG
Messenger RNA from Dicrocoelium dendriticum, 5211 nucleotides. The record is from the annotation of a GenBank genome assembly. NCBI's taxonomy places the organism in Eukaryota, Metazoa, Platyhelminthes, Trematoda, Plagiorchiida, Dicrocoeliidae.